Messenger RNA from Myxocyprinus asiaticus (Chinese sucker), 2381 nucleotides. Its product is annotated as ras-related protein Rab-35. The transcript has 7 exons. The record is from RefSeq and is a predicted model, not a curated record. Gene Ontology annotation, cellular component: plasma membrane; endosome membrane. NCBI's taxonomy places the organism in Eukaryota, Metazoa, Chordata, Actinopteri, Cypriniformes, Catostomidae. Gene Ontology annotation, molecular function: GTPase activity; GTP binding. Gene Ontology annotation, biological process: endocytic recycling. Bases 1196 to 1834 code for a protein of 212 amino acids.
CCUAGGCAGCAUGUUUACAGGCUUCUAAUUCGAGAAGACUCGGACCUAUGCACCAGCUGCUAUGCAUCAGCAGGCAGCUUACUAGGUUAAGAGACACGGUCACAAAUGUGUGUGAGAGGAGAUGAAAAUCUCAGCAGCAACAGGAGUGGCAUGAGGGAAGAGGAGGAGACACGGAGCGCCUCAGACACAUGAUGAGGAUGAGAGUGACUCAACAUUCAGGUGCGACGGCCUUAGAUGGGCGGAUCUGAUCCCUGCGGCUGCUUGGACACUGUUCGAACUUCUCCUAACAACACUGGAUUCCAGGAUCCUGCUGUAGGAUAGACCGGCACCGACUAACCAGCCCGGAGGGAACUUGAGCCAAGUCUUCCGUAUUUUUCCCACCGAGUGCUCGGGAGAUAUGUGGUUUAAUGAUUAAGGCUUAAAUCAAGAACCAGAGGACUGACAGUGAUAUAUAUAUCUCACUUUGCUGUGAACCUACAUUCCAUCAGUUACAUGGAGUAACACUUUUCUCCAAAGUGAGGGAAACUACCAGUCCAUGCAUGCACGCAUUGCAUAGCUGUCAGAAUGGGAUUAUUGUGACCGAGAUGCCAUCCACAUAUCUGAGAAAUCAAGAUUUGGACACAACAACUUGUAUCUCCAACAAACCACAUGACUCAGCAUUACUAAAUAACUUAAGUGCUCUCUUUAUAAUCUCAGUCAUUUAAUACUACACCACAACAAUGUGGUAAUCUGUUUACACUAGAGGGCCAAUCGAUGAAGAGUACGUUUCAAAUAGAUUUUAACCAUAGAUUCCUAUUGUGGGCAAAAGCAAUGGAAAUACAGCUGGAAAUGAACAUAGGGUUUUAAGAUGAACUAGUAAUUAUUGCACUAUUGAGAGUGUAAAUGCAGCACAGGCAAUGCCAUGUCUAUGGAACGCAGAAUUCAACUGUGAUUAAUAAAGGGGAAUGCACUGGAAUCAGCUGGCAGCAGUAAGCUGGCUGUGAGGAACAUCGUUGGUGCUGAUGCUUCAGUUCAAGCUUGAUUCUGAGGAAAACUGGAAAGACAAUAAUGUGAUGCUUGCAGUAUUUCACCCAAAACACUCAGCACUGAAUCUCCUGGCACUUUAAGACAUUUUACAAGUGAUACUGAGGAGCUGAAAGCUGUUAAACUUGUUUCAUGAGGACACAUUUUCAUAGACAAUUUGAACAGACGGGAAAUGACAGGAAUGGCGGGAAAAGACUACCAUCAUCUCUUCAAGCUGCUCAUCAUUGGUGACUCCAAUGUAGGGAAAAGCAGUUUGCUUCUACGAUUUGCAGACAAUUCAUUCUCUGGCAGUUAUAUAACCACUAUUGGAGUUGACUUUAAGAUCCGGACAGUGGAGAUUGAUGGAGAAAGAGUGAAACUCCAGAUCUGGGACACUGCAGGGCAGGAAAGGUUCAGAACCAUCACUUCUACGUAUUACAGAAACACACAUGGUGUCAUCAUUGUUUACGAUGUCACAAACCCUGAAUCCUUCGUCAAUGUGAAACGAUGGUUAAAUGAAAUCUCACAGAACUGUGACAAUGUCUGCAAAAUCUUAGUGGGAAACAAGAAUGAUGACCCUUCUAAAAAGCUUGUGGACAGCCAAGAUGCUCAGCGCUUUGGAGAGUCAGUUGGUGUAAGGUUAUAUGAGACAAGUGCUAAAGAGAAUAUCAACGUAGAGGAGAUGUUCAUGGCCUUCACCCACAUGGUCCUUCGGGCGAAGAAACACAGCCAGAGUCGAGCGGAAAGAGAGAGGGAGAGAGAAAAGGACACUGUUCAUAUCAAUUCCCACAGGGACAGAGAGAGGAGGAAGAAAGGGAAGAAAUGCUGCUAGAGAUGCAGAUGGAAAGAGGGACAAAUAAAACACCUUUGCAACUUCGCUCACAGUUUGCAGCUCAGAAGGAUGAAACAAAGUUUUUUUAUGUUAACAUUGCAGUUAGAUAAAGACAAGAGGAUAGAAACUAAUCCGCUAUUAAGUGCCGAACAUUACUUCAGCGUCUGGUUUACACAGGUGUUUAUUAAUGUGAUUUUUUUUAAAAGGGGAAUUUACUGGCAUAGUAUUACACUGGCAUCAGCAGUCUGGUCAAGGAAAGACACUGUUCACAAUACUGGUGUAAUGUGUUCCACUGUUAUUAGUGAGACAAAAUGUUUCUUGUUGGAUUAAAAUGGAGUCGGUAUAUAUAAGAAUGUAUGCAAAUAAUAAAUUAGCAAUAAAACAUGACUUUGCCACAACAAUAUUCAUUUCUAACAUCUUGCAAUUGUGAAAGUGGCAUGGCAUGCUUUCUCCUACUUACACUCUGUAGUAAACCUGUGAUAAAAUAUGUUUCUCAGUCAGUUAUUUUUGGAUUUGCCUAACUAAAUAAAUGGUUUCUUUAAAUUGU